CUCAAUGACUCAUAAAUCCCCCACAGACCCCAGUCCCCCAUUCCAUCUGAAGUCACCGCCAGCACCCAGCAUCGAGAUCAUCAUCCCGCCAAUGGCCUCUGCAGCUCCUCUAUCUCUCAUUCUUCUCGCCUUGGUGCCAUGUCUCUUCCUCAUCACUCCCCAAGUUGAUGGCCAAGCAGCGCCAGCCCCAGCCGCAGCAGGGCCAGUCAACCUGACGGCAAUCCUUGAGAAGGGUGGGCAGUACACCAAAUUCAUUCGACUCCUGGCAUCCACACAUGUCAUAGACCAGAUCGAGAACCAGCUCAACACCUCUACUCAAGGCCUUACGGUGUUCGCUCCUACUGAUAAUGCGAUCGACAGCCUAUCGGCUGGCACACUCAACGGACUCUCACAGCAAGACCAGUCUGCGCUGGUGCUGUACCAUGUCUUGCCUCAAUACCAAUCCCUUACCUCGUUUCAAACCAUUAGCAACCCUGUCCGAACUCAGGCAGGUGGCCAAUCAGGAUCCCUUACUCUCAAUUUCACUAGCAUUGCCAACAACCAAGUGAACGUCUCGACGGGCAUGGUCCAGACCCAAUUCAGCAAUGCUCUUCGAGACUCCCCACCCUUGGCGGUCUACCAGGUGGAUAAGGUGUUGUUACCACCGGAACUCUUCGGAGCUAAGCCUCCUACGUCGCCUCCUCCACCGGCGAAAGCGCCGCCAUCAAGUGCAUCGAACACGACCAAACCAUCGUCGGCUGGAGGGCCGUCAUCGUCGUCCACAGACAACAACUCGUCAGGUUCGAAAGAAAGGACGGUUGGGGUGGGUUUGGCUGUCGGGAUUGGGUUGAUGUGCUUGGGAAUUCUCUCGUGAGGAGAGAGAGAGAGAGAGAGAGAGAGAGAGAUUUUACUUGGUUUUCAUUGUUUCUUCUUGCCAUCAGCAUUUGGUCUUCAUACCUACAUUCAUGUCUAUUGACUAUUGAGUUGUUCUUAUUGUUUGGUUCUUCUCUUAUUGAUACUGCCUCUAUUUGUUACUGCUUGAUA
Messenger RNA from Nelumbo nucifera (sacred lotus), 1023 nucleotides. RefSeq names its product fasciclin-like arabinogalactan protein 9. NCBI's taxonomy places the organism in Eukaryota, Viridiplantae, Streptophyta, Magnoliopsida, Proteales, Nelumbonaceae. Gene Ontology annotation, cellular component: plasma membrane. The record is from RefSeq and is a predicted model, not a curated record. Gene Ontology annotation, biological process: plant-type secondary cell wall biogenesis.